Messenger RNA from Emericellopsis atlantica, 1866 nucleotides. RefSeq lists its product as uncharacterized. The transcript is spliced from 2 exons. The coding region runs from base 115 to 1485 and encodes 456 amino acids. NCBI's taxonomy places the organism in Eukaryota, Fungi, Ascomycota, Sordariomycetes, Hypocreales, Bionectriaceae. The record is from RefSeq and is a predicted model, not a curated record.
CGUCUCAUCUUCCACCGAUACUCCGCCCGGAAAACGGUCAGCGCAACCUUUUAUAUCGAAUUCGCGUCCCGCCCUCGAAGCGCUUGCCGACGACUGGAGCCGCCUGACCGCAUCAUGGCGCCGUCUGGCGAUAAGCCUGCCAUCGAAGACGAUUGGCAACAGGUCGACGAUGCUGGGUCCGUGCACUCCUUGCCGCUCACCGACGACGCGGCGAGCGACAGCGACCUCGUCGACCUUGGGGAGCAGUCUGCUUCCGUUGAAACACUGAAGAAGAAAGUCUCGGGGCUACCGGGACCAACCAGCCAGCCACCUGGCAGCAAUAUAAUCGGAGCCCUAGACGUCGACGGACGUCCUUAUCCAGCAUUCACAUCAAGCCAGUCUGCGCCCCGUCGGAUGACGUUGAGACCUGCGGAAGCGCACGACGGUGCCGACCCCAGCAACAAACCUGCUGAGGAGGAUGGUGAAGAAGAAGAAGAAGAAGAUGAUGAUGAUGAAGAACCCGAUCACGUUCUCAACUUCGCACCCAAGCUUGCCAACCUGCGCUGUCGGCUCAACGACGUGACGCGCGACACUGAGGCAAACAUGACGAAUCGAAUCGAUUUCCAGACGCCGCUGAUUCGCAACAUCUACCAGUCGCUAUGUGCAAUCCGGGAGCAGAUGAAUGUACUUGGUCCCGUGGUACACGAUUGCGCCUGCUUUUAUCGCAUGCACCAUGGCGACAUGGACUCGGACGACCUGCCCUUGCAUGGCGAUCUUCCCUCCUGGACGGGCCAGUUGCAUGACUUUCUACUCACCUUUCAAAGCCAAGCUGAUGCGGUGGUCAGUGGGCGGUCCCAGAUCUUCGAGAUGCUGAGUGCUCUGGAGCAGCCCGACGAACAAUUGACCAUGCUCCGACAGACAAUGGAUGACUUCUUACCAUUAAUCGAGGCCGAUUUUGACGCGUUCAAAACAAAGUACAUGGGUUUCGACAAGCCUGAACCCAGGACGAACCGAGUCGUCUCCCGUGACGACAGCCAGACCGUCGCUGCUCUGCGCACAGCCUUCUAUCGGCUGCACGACGAGGUGCGGCAAACACUCGACCUCAUAGUAGAGAUCCACACGAGCAAGGGCAAUUCGGCCAUUGCGACCUCGGCGCCAUUGGUCAUCAGCUCCCUGUCUAACGUGCGGGAUGCCAUCAUGAACAUUGUCACCAACAACCCCUCGGAGUGGAUGGAGUCGGAUCUCAACACGUCUCGCAGGAUUCUGUCGUACCCUGCCUUCAUCUCGCUGUCGCCAGAAAUGCUAUCUGACGUGACAGACCAGCUCAAGCAAGUACGACAGCAGCUCGACGUGACGAAUGACCCAGACAUGGGACAGAGCUUUUCGCGCGAUGUUCUCCACGCGCACCAGGUCGUGCUUCUAACCGAGGGGGGGCAACUCGAGGAGCUGCAGUCGACUGCCAACUUUUUGGAAUCUUUGUUAGUACCGGGCGGCGGGUCUUGUUGAGCUUGGAUCAUCCGGAUUUGUUUGGGGGCUUGUUGAUCAUGAAGUGGGCGCAGCCAGAGUUGUCGCACCAGUACGGUGUUAGGGAUUUGACAUGAUGAUAUUUAUGAUGCGACAUGAGGAGAAGAAGUCGCAUACUUUGCCAUUCUUGGACCAGCUGCAAAAAGCACAUCACUUCGAAUUGUCGUGAUCCGUAUAAAUAUGUGCGUACUGUCCCAGACACUGAGACACGGUCCUUGCUGCUGAAACCUGGAGCGUCGGAGCUGCAGAGGUGCGGGAGUUGGGGACCCCACGAUCCGAAACUCACGACGAGGGUGUUACCGGGCCUCUGUCGAUCCGCUGGACUCCCAGACUUGAGGCUGUGGCUUUCUUUGCUUGUUGCUG